AUGGCGGACUCGGUUGCAUACGACAAAUACAUGAAGGAUACGCUCGAUGAGGAUGCAAUCGACGUCGAUGAUCUCGGCACUGACAGCUACAACGAGACAUACGGCGCUGGUAAGGGCGUUGACUACGAAGAUGGUGAUGAAUACUCGGAAGAGAUCACCCAGGAGGAUUGCUGGGACGUCAUCCGUGCCUUCUUCGAGGAAAAGGGUCUCGUGCGUCACCAGCUCGACAGUUUCAACGAGUUCAUGUCUAACACCAUUCAGGAGCUCGUCGAAGAGGUGCGCAGCCUCACCCUCGAGCAGAGCGAUCAGCAUUCCGGUCAUGCAGAGGACAAGACCCGUCGAUACGAGAUCGAGUUCGGUCAGAUCUACCUCAACAAGCCAACCAUGACUGAGUCCGACGGUAGCUCGGCACAGCUCUUCCCUCAAGAGGCUCGUUUCCGUAACUUGACUUACUCGGCUUCCCUCUUCGUGGAUGUGACACAAAAGGUGCUCGUGCAGAGCGAGGAUGAAGUCGACCUCAACGGUGAUCCUGCUUGGAUUCCCGAGUAUGGCAAGACGGACGUCGAAGAGGAACAGAUCUUCAUCGGCAAGGUUCCCAUCAUGCUCAAGUCUGACUUCUGUUGGCUCAAGGGUCUCGAUGAUGAGAUGUCCUACUCGCUCAACGAGUGCCCAUACGAUGCAGGAGGAUACUUUGUCAUCAAUGGUUCCGAAAAGGUCCUCAUCGCUCAAGAGCGUAUGGCUGCCAACCACGUCUACGUCUUCUCCAAAGCUCCUCCCGCUCCCGUCACCUUCCUUGCCGAGAUCCGCAGUGCCGUCGAGAAGGGAGGCAAGACCAUCUCUACAAUGCAGGUCAAGCUCUUCUCUCGUAACAAGGAAAAGACCGCCAACAACACCAUCCGCGCCACCCUCCCUUACAUUCGUAAUGACAUCCCCAUCGUCAUUGUCUUCCGUGCUCUCGGUAUCGUCCCCGACCGAGAGGUGCUCCAACACAUCUGCUACGACUUCAACGACACACCCAUGCUCGAAAUGCUCAAGCCAUGUAUCGAGGAGGCCUUCGUCAUUCAGGACCGUGAUGUUGCCCUCGACUUUAUCGGUCGUCGUGGUACCACCACCGGUCUCUCGCGUGCAAAGCGUACCGUCUAUGCGCAGGAGAUCUUGCAGAAGGAGAUGUUGCCACACAUCUCGACCUCAGAGGGCUCCAACACAAAGAAGGCCUACUUCUUCGGCUACAUGAUUCACCGUCUAUUGCUUGCUGCUCUCGACCGCCGCGAGAUCGACGACCGUGACCACUUCGGUAAGAAGCGUAUCGAUCUUGGUGGUCCUCUGAUGGCCAACCUCUUUCGUAUGCUCUUCCGCAAAGUCACUCGUGACGUCUACCGACACUUGCAAAAGUGUGUCGAGGAGCACCGCGAGUUCCACAUCCAGGCUGCCGUCAAGUCGAGCACCAUCACCAACGGUUUGCGAUAUUCGCUUGCUACCGGUAACUGGGGAGACCAGAAAAAGGCCAUGCAGGCUAAGGCCGGUGUCUCGCAGGUACUCAACCGAUUCGCUUUCGCUUCUACACUUUCACACUUGCGUCGUACCAACACCCCCAUCGGUCGUGAUGGUAAGAUUGCCAAGCCUCGUCAACUUCACAACACCCACUGGGGUAUGGUGUGUCCAGCCGAGACGCCAGAAGGUCAAGCGUGUGGUUUGGUCAAGAACCUCAGUCUGAUGGCUACCGUCACUGUCGGUACGCCCUCAGCACCUAUUGUCGAGUUCUUGGAGGAGUUCGGUCUCGACAGUUUGGUCGACAUGCAGCUCGCCCACGCCAAGGCGACCAAGAUCUUUGUUAAUGGUGUCUGGAUGGGCACGCACGACGACCCUGCUCAGUUGGUCGACACUCUUCGCGACCUUCGUCGAAAGGAUGAUAUCUCGCACGAAGUCUCCGUCGUUCGUGACAUCCGUGAGCGAGAGCUCCGUAUCUACACCGAUGCCUCUCGUGUCUUGCGUCCUGUCUUCAUCGUCAACCCUCACGACAUGACCUUGUUGAUCAAGAAGCGGCACGUAGAGAUGAUCGGUCAGACCAUUCCACAGACCGGCGAAGAGUUCCGAUGGACUCACCUUAUCCAGGAAGGUGUCAUCGAGUACCUCGACGCCGAAGAAGAGGAAUCGGUUCUAAUUUGCAUGUCAACCACCGAUUUGGAGCAGUCAAGGGAGUACAAGGCCCGCAACGGACAGAUCAACCUCAACUCGGCGGAUCCCUCGGCUCGACUCAAGUCCGUUCAUACGAUUGCACCCGAUACAUGGACCCAUUGCGAGAUUCAUCCUGCCAUGGUCCUCGGUAUCUGUGCUAGUAUCGUUCCCUUCCCCGACCACAACCAAUCGCCGAGAAACGUUUACCAAUCAGCGAUGGGCAAGCAGGCAAUCGGUAUUCCUAUCUCGAACUUUAUCUCCCGAGCUGAUUCGAUGAACCAUAUCCUCUAUUAUCCCCAAAAACCUCUCGGAACGACUCGAUCGAUGGAGCACUUGAGGUUCCGAGAGUUGCCCGCCGGUCAAAACGCCAUUGUAGCUAUCAUGUGUUACUCGGGUUACAACCAGGAAGACUCGGUCAUUAUGAACCAAUCCUCGAUCGACCGAGGACUCUUCCGCUCGCUGUACUACCGAGGAUACAUGGCCGAGGAGAAGAAGGUCGGCGUCAUGCAGCUCGAAGAGUUCGAAAAGCCGCAUCGCGACACUACCAUCCGCAUGAAACACGGUACCUACGACAAGAUCGACGCCGAUGGUCUCUGUGCACCAGGCACGCGUGUGUCCGGCGACGACGUCAUCAUUGGCAAGACGGCACCGCUGCCACCAGACUCGGAGGAGUUGGGUAUGCGCUCGAAAUUGCACACCAAGAAGGAUGCCAGUAUCUCGCUCAAGUCGACCGAGAAUGGUAUUAUCGACCAGGUGCUACUCACCACCAACUCACACGGUAACAAGUUUGUCAAGGUCCGAGUCCGCAACUCGCGUGUUCCUCAGACGGGUGACAAGUUUGCCUCUCGUCACGGUCAGAAGGGUACGAUCGGUAUCACAUACCGCCAGGAGGACAUGCCGUUCUCGACAGAGGGUGUCACACCAGACAUCAUCAUCAACCCACACGCCAUCCCCUCGCGUAUGACCAUCGGACAUUUGGUCGAGUGUCUCUUGUCCAAGGUGGCUGCUUUGUCGGGUCAGGAAGGUGAUGCUACACCUUUCACAGAGCUCACCGUCGAAGCUGUGUCUUCGAUCUUGCGUGGUCUCGGCUAUCAGUCGCGUGGCUUGGAGGUCAUGUACCACGGUCACACGGGUCGCAAGCUUCAAGCACAAGUCUAUCUGGGCCCUACCUACUACCAGCGACUCAAGCACAUGGUCGACGACAAGAUCCACUCUCGUGCACGAGGUCCUGUUCAGAUCUUGACACGACAGCCAGUGGAAGGACGAUCUCGUGGAGGCGGAUUGCGUUUCGGAGAGAUGGAACGUGAUUGCAUGAUCGCGCAUGGUAUCGCAGGGUUUUUGAAGGAGCGUAUGUUUGAUGCUUCGGAUCCUUACCGUAUUCAUGUUUGCGAUCUGUGCGGUCUGACGGCACUGGCGAACUUGAAGAAGGGUACAUAUGAGUGCCGAAGCUGUAGGAACCGUACCGCCAUCUCGCAGAUUCACAUUCCGUACGCUGCUAAGCUGUUGAUGCAGGAGUUGAUGAGUGUUAACGUCGCUCUGCGUCUUUACUAG
Ustilago hordei is the source of this 3726-nucleotide messenger RNA. Its product is annotated as DNA-directed RNA polymerase II subunit RPB2. Gene Ontology annotation, biological process: DNA-templated transcription. The record is from RefSeq and is a predicted model, not a curated record. The coding region runs from base 1 to 3726 and encodes 1241 amino acids. Gene Ontology annotation, molecular function: DNA binding; ribonucleoside binding; DNA-directed RNA polymerase activity. NCBI's taxonomy places the organism in Eukaryota, Fungi, Basidiomycota, Ustilaginomycetes, Ustilaginales, Ustilaginaceae. Gene Ontology annotation, cellular component: RNA polymerase II, core complex. The transcript has 2 exons.